Linderina pennispora is the source of this 375-nucleotide messenger RNA. RefSeq lists its product as uncharacterized. Lineage: Eukaryota; Fungi; Kickxellomycota; Kickxellomycetes; Kickxellales; Kickxellaceae. The transcript has a single exon. The coding region runs from base 1 to 375 and encodes 124 amino acids. The record is from RefSeq and is a predicted model, not a curated record.
AUGAAUUCACUGUUCAAAUUAGUCCGGCGACCAGCGCUCGGCCUCCCACACCGUCUAUUGUUCUCCACAACCCCCGCGCCCUCAAAGGACCUGAAGGCGUUAAUGCGCACGCUGCCGCCCAAACCCGAGCCGCCCGAGGACGACUCAUGCUGCCUGACAGGGUGUGAAUUCUGCGUGUGGGAUCUAUACGACGACGACAUGCGUGAGUACCAGCAGCAAGCAAAGGCGAUCAGCGAGGAAUUCGAAAAGCAAGGGAAACCUGUGCCCGAGGAGCUAAAGCCUGAGAACCUGCGCGACUCAAUUGACCCAACCAUGCGCGCAUUCCUGGAUCUAGAGCGCGAGCUGGCCAUGAAGGACCAGGACAAGGACGACUAA